Molecule: messenger RNA, 4203 nt
Organism: Plasmodium vivax (malaria parasite P. vivax)
Lineage: Eukaryota; Apicomplexa; Aconoidasida; Haemosporida; Plasmodiidae
Exons: 1
Coding region: 1-4203 (1400 amino acids)
Biological process (GO): Golgi vesicle transport; retrograde transport, endosome to Golgi; lysosomal transport
Cellular component (GO): membrane; GARP complex; EARP complex
Source: RefSeq, a predicted model, not a curated record
AUGAACAGGGAGCAGAGAAGCGAGGGGAGGAAGAACGUGGGGGCGAUCCUGCACAGGUACUACGGGCUAGAGGGGCGGAGUGAAAAUGGUCAGCAGCACGAGGAAGAAGUAGGUGGAGUGCUUAGAAGUGACGAGGCAAAGUUGAGUGGCGCGAAGGAAAGAGAACCCCGCAUGGUGUGGAAAUCUCAGAAGAGCGGCAGCCAUAUGUGCGGGGAGGAACCCACAGACGCGAGCGACUCAGAGGAGCUAAACCAGAAAAGCACCGAUUUUAACGUCAGCGAGUACUUUAAGAAGCUCCUAGAAAAGGCAUCCCUAAACGAUUUGAUACAAAAGGCAAAACACAUAGAAAAGGAAAUUAAGCAAAAUGAUAACUUCAUGCAGUCAGUGGUGUAUAACAAUUACAGCAAAUUUAUGGAAGCAGCAGACACCAUCAUAAAUCUGAAGAACUCUUUUGGAAAUGUUAAAGAGAAAGUUGGGGAGAUAAAUGAGCACUUGAGUUUUAUAGAUAAUCACUCCCAUUUGGUGAACAACCGAAUUGGUAAAAAUUAUAAGAAAAUUAAAAGUUUGCUUCAUAUUAAGGAGCUACUCAAUGGGGUACACACCAUCAUGAGUAUCCCCAGGAGGAUGUUUCGUUUUAUCAUUUUUGGGGACUACACCCAAUCGUUGCAGCUCUUUAUCGAGGCGGUUCCUUUUUUCCACCAAAAUAGAGGCAGGCGUAUUUUUAGGGACCUUUAUUUGGAUUGCGAAAAUUUGGCCUCCAUUGCGUGUUACUACUAUGAGGAGCAGCUCCGGAGGGGUGUCCCCCCCAACGUAGGGGAGGAGACCCAGCGUGGGGAGGACACUCAGCAUGGGCAGCUCACUCAGCAUGGGCAGCUCACUCAGCAUGGGCAGCUCACUCAGCAUGGGGAGCUCACUCAGCAUGGGCAGCACCCCCCCCACCUAGCGGGGAACUCCCCGGAAGAAUUUUUUAACCACCUCUGUGAGCGAGUCAUCCCAAACGAACAAGUCACCUCCACCCUCUACCUAUUUUUGGCAUAUGGGAAGGACAAAAAGGAGGUGCGAAAUGUGUUUAUACGAAACAGACUUGCAGCGAUGAAGUACCUACUGUGUGAAAUUGCCAAUUGGGGGAGCUACCUCCAGGGGGGGACCACCAAAGAGGGAGAGGCUGAUAGCCAGUCUGCGAAGGGGAUGGAGAAGCAGCACGCACGUCACACCGGUGAGAGUGCCCCCAACGAUGAGGGCCAUAACGGGGUGUUCAAAACGGUGCUACAGUUGGCCUACACGAAAUGGCUAAAUUGUUACUUCACCAUGAUACGGAGCUAUGAGCAGCUAUUUUUGCGAGACUUUUAUUCUGUGGGUGAUGAAACCGGAAUGAAGGGAAGCGGGAAGGUGGAAGCUCUUGGUGGUAUCCCCCGGUUGAGGGCCUUGAUGAGGAAGCUGGGUGCGACCACCGCUGAUGUGAGGGGCAAAGCGGGGGCUCUUCCCACCAACCCGUCCGCCCACGUAGUGGGCGCAGGCCAAGCCAAUUACGAUAAGGAAACAAACAGUGGUGACAAUGCACCAAACGGGGGAACCCCCCCCUCGGUCGACUGGCAGGAGGAGCACCUGGAGGCCCUACUGAGCACGGACGACGACGGGGAGGUGGUCGAACUGCUGACGAAGAUUCUCUUCAAGCUUCUGCAGGACCUGACGGUCGACCUCAUAUGCAUGUUCAACCCCCCGGUGAAACUCGUGGCGCGCUGCGUGCGGGUGCUGCAGGAGGGGGUGAUCAGCGAAGCGGCGAGCGAUGCGGCGAUGAGCGAAGCGGAUAAUCGAUCCGUGAACCGUCUUGGCGCUCACCUUCGCAGCACCCACGUCAGUGACGGGGGAACCGUCCCCCCCUUGAUGGAGGAGUUCCUCAGGAGAACCCACUCCGAGCUGCUAAAGUUCCACGUGUACAGCUUGUGCCUGCAGAACGACCGCAGCCUCAUGAGCUUCUUCUCCCUGUGCAAGGAGAAGGAAGCUAGUUACAUUUUGGAAAACAAGCCCGAGCUCAGUCACCACAUUCUGUUAAGCCUGUGUCUUGUCCUCAUCGACUUGGAGGCCUUCUACAAAGAGAUACCCCUAACCAGCACCGAUUUUUAUUUCAAAAAUUUGAUUAACUUUGUGACCAUUUAUUUUUUGUUCCUUGUGCGGUUCGCGGACGCCUUCAUCAGGUACUUCGUGUGCGUCUGGGAGGGGCGCAGGGGAGAAGCGGGUGAAGGUGCCGCUAAUGAAGUUGCCACAAAUGAAGUUUCCGCGGAUGAUGCCUCCUCCUGUGAAGGGGACCCCCCCGUUGACAAGGAGCAAAUCUUCCGGUGCAGAAACAUAUACCCCCCACAGGCAUACCACAACGAUGUAGCGAACGCAGAAGAGGAAGAAGAAAAAAAAAAAAAAAAAAAAACUUGGAAAUGCACAGCCAAGUGGAUAUACCAAAGCGUCACAUUUGACGGUGGCGAGUUUCAACACCUCCUGAUGGAGAGGAAGAAGUUGAUGAGGAUGGAAUUCGACCAGUUUAUAGAAAGCAUAAUAAAGAAGCACAAAUUCGAGGCAGCCAAAAAAAGCGAAAUAAAUUUCCUCUUCACCCUAGUGGGAAUUUUAGACAACAUGAAAAAGGAGGGAGUGUCAAAAGUGUACACCGUAAUUGUGGACGUGUAUAAAGAAGCUCAUGCGUUGGUGAAUGAGCGGAAGAGGAUUAGCCUCCGCUGCACGUUUGAGGAUCUCAUAUAUGAGGAUGCGUAUCCCUUUUGUAAAGCGGGGGAGGGGAACGAAGGCCCAGCUGAUGCUUACGCCGAUGAGGAAACGCACUCGAAGGGGCUGCCGCCCAUCAAGCAGAGGCAUCUGAACCCAGCUGCAACCUCCGCGCACUACACGCUCGAAGGGGCGGAUGAUCAGGAUGAUCGCUUGAGGGGGCUGGAACACUUGCCCACGCAGGAAGGUGCAGAAACGGAUGAGGAAGGAGGGCUCCACUCGGUGUUCAUUCACAGGGAGGAGGAACAACAAGACAAAAUGAAGAAUCGUACCUUUAGCUCGGGGCACUCUGGUGAGCAGAACGAUGUGCGGGAUGAUGGCCAUCUUCUUCUCCUCAAAAGGAGCGCGAGCUUCAUUGCUAGCGAGGGGGACGAACCAGGGGAGGCUGGACACGACGCCAUUUCGGGCCAUACAGGUGGAGAAGUCGAACGGGGAAAGGCAACCAGGUUGGCGGUCGAAGGAGACACCCUAGCAGGGGAGGACCCCUCGAAAGGGACCAACUCGGACGAAUUCCGCUCCGAUGACGACUAUGAAAACAGCCAGGAUGACACGAACAAGCACACCGUCGGCAUUCGCAACUUUGCAAAAUUUAAAUUCCUCGAAAAAAGAAACGAGCUAAUGAACGCCUUCGUUUCGUACUACUUAAAUAAAAUGUCGCGAAGUGUAAGGGAAUUCAUCCAAAGGGAGAAAUGGACUGAAGGGGAGAAGACCAAACUAGUGAGCAGAAAUUUUAUAUACCUCUUGAAUAACAUUAUCGCGGUUCAUUCCCACCUGGCGUCCUUCUUGGAGAGCAAGGCGAUUAGUGCAGCUGCUACUGGAGCUGGAGCUGCUUCUGGCCACGCGGACCAUUUUAAUGACGUGAAGGGCAAAAUAGGGGAGGCGCUGGAGCGGGUGUGCAAGGAGUACGCAAAGGGGAAGAGGGGAAGGACCUCUUCGGAGCUGCAAGCAGGGGGGGACAAUCAUGACGGGGGCGGAAGCCGAAGCGACCUGGCCAGCACCCAGCAGAAAGAAACCCACGAUGAGAAAAACCUAGAAAUGUACAUGUACAAAUUGUACAUGUGCAAAAUGAAGAACUACAAAAGAAAUUUGCACUUGGAAAACAAAAAAAUUAUUCUCAUGAUAAUCAAAAUUUUGUUUAAAAAUUACAGCGAAUAUGUGCGCGACUUACAUUUUAAUGAGUACGGUUUUGAAAUGUUAAGAGUUAAUUUUUUUUUCUUCUUUCACUGUCUGAAGGUUUUUGUUCCCCUGGAUGAUGAGCAUGUGUUGUUCGUAAUUCUAAAUGAAGUCUUAAUCAGCGCAUAUGAGCGCUCCACGAACUUCACCCCCUCCAGUGCAGGGGGGAAUUCCCUAUAUCAGGCCUACCUACUAAACGAAAUUGACUGUGAUGUGGGGGCCAAUAGGGAUUUUAUAAUGAACAGCUUGAGGAGGGUAUAG